CACAAUUUCUUCACUUUUACACCACGAUCCCCUCCUUCUCUUCCUCGUGUGCGGCGGCCGCAUCUGCCAGACUGCCACCGAUGGACCUCGUCGAUUCUGUUAUGGUCUAGUACUACACUUGCUGUAUGAUUAGGCUCCGGGAGCAGUAAUGGCUAAUUCAUAUGUUUGGCUGAGUCUGGUUGAGUUGCAAGCCCAUGCGUUUUACUGGGAGUUGUUGAGCUUGAGGCCUUGUACGAGUGAACUAUAAACUCCGCCGUUACCAAUUGGAUCGGCAGGCAAUAACAGAAACCUGUGUCUCUCCCUCCUUGACCCUGUCUUCUUGCUCUCGCCGUUCCUCUCGCCUCCCCUGUUUCCACUCGAUUUGCCUCUCUGGUGAAUCCUAUCCAGAAAGGGACAUGACAGAUUCAAGCGGUGGUAGCACGGGGGAGGACCAACACCCUACGCCUUUGGGGGAGGGACAGAUGAUGCCGCUGCUGGUUUCAUCCCCAUCGCCAGGAUGGGUGCUGUCGCCACCGACCGCAUCUCAUGAUCCUCUUUCUUGGACUCUGCACUCUUCUCCUUUACAUUCUCCUCUGCAGUUGCAUCAUACCGUUGCUGAUGAUGGAAACCUGCUGGAGUACGACGUCGAACAGAUGAUUUCAGCCUCGCUUUUGUUCCAGUCCUCGCCUCAAGCUCUGUCACCGCAGUCAUGGUCACCCAUGUUGGUUGAUGGGCUGUGGAGCUUCGACGACCUGCAAGUUUCACCUACGGAGAUGGACCCUGGUGCCGUAGAGGCCAAUCAUGCCGCUGCAGAAGUGCUGACCGUGCAACGCGCCCGAUGUGCUGGCUCAGAUACGUCGUGCCUGCUCAAGGAGAGGCUUACACAGGCUCUCAGGUACUUCAAGGAGUCAACAGAUCAGCAUGGGUUAGUUCAGGUUUGGGCACCUGUGAAGCACGGGGACCGCUAUGUGCUGACCACUUCCGGACAACCCUUUGUCCUUGACCAUCAGAGCAUCGGGCUUCUUCAGUUCAGGGCAGUAUCUAUGAUGUAUAUGUUCUCUGUAGAUGGUGAUAAUUACAGGGGCCUGGGGCUACCGGGUCGAGUGUACUGGCAGAAAGCACCGGAAUGGACACCCAACGUUCAGUACUACUCCAGCGUUGAGUAUCCUCAACUGAACCAUGCCAUAAGUUUCAAUGUCCAUGGUGUUGUUGCCUUGCCAGUGUUUGAUCCGUCUGUGCAGUCAUGUGUUUGUGUUAUCGAAGUUGUAAUGACAUCGAAGAAGAUCAACUAUGCGGUGGAGGUUGAUAAGAUCUGCAAAGCACUUGAGGCAGUUAGUCUCAAGAGCACGGAAAUAUUGGACCAUAGUCCCUGGCAGAUAUGUAAUGAAGGGCGUCAAACUGCUCUGGUGGACAUAUUGGAACUCCUAGCAAUUCUCUGUGAAGAGCUCAAGCUUCCCUUGGCUCAAACCUGGUUUCCUUUGGAUCAAGAAAGUCAAUGCGACACCAAGAGAUGCAUAUCUACAAGUGAUGGAGCAUUUCAUGUUGUGGACCCUGGUAUGUGGGGAUUUCGAGAUGCCUGUGUAGAGCAUCACCUACAGGAGGGACAAGGAGUACCUGGAAAAUCAUUUUACUCUCGUAGGCCAUGUUUCUCCAAGGAUGUCAGGCUGUUCAGUAAACUGGAGUAUCCCAUUGUACACUAUGCACGUAUGUUUGGAUUAGCUGGUAGUGUUGCACUCUGCGUACAGAGUUUUUACACCAGGAAUGAUGACUAUAUACUGGAGUUCUUCCUGCCACCUGAUUGCGGAGACAAUGAUGACCAGAAGGCUCUGUUACAGUCUAUUUUAACUUUGGUCACGCAGGGUUUUCGCAGUUUAAGGGUAGUCGGUGAUGCUGACUUGAGUAAAAUUUAUUCUCGAAGUCUUUUGCAUACAGAUGAGAAUGAAAAACCCAAGAACACAUUUGGCCAAUCUGAAGGUUUCCAUUGUUCAUCGCCCUGGAUAAAUACUCAUGAUGGUUUGGGAGUCCAAAAACUAAACAGGAAGAAGAAAGGAGUUGCAGUGAAGCAGGACUCAAGGAAUAUGUGCAGUGUUCGUCUACAGAGUUUGAAGCCUCGAAAGAACCCCAAGAGCCCUCUUGUUCGCAGCCACUACAGAUUAGAGAAUUUGUUGAAAAUCCCAACGAUCCAUCAUCUAUAAAUAAUGAUAGUGGGGUUGACAGUGACCUCAUUGAGCUAAAUAACAAGGAUGUGGAAGUUGAACCAGGUGAUGUGUCAACAAAGCGCAGAAAGUUAAAUGUGUCACCAAAGCGCCGAAAGUUAAAAUCAAAAGCCUGGCUUCAUUUCACAAUGGUUGAAGAAUCUGGCUUUCUUAACGCAAAAUGCAAACACUGUGGCAAGCUGUAUAAAGCUGAUUCAAAAAUAGAUGGUACUUCUCGCCUACUGAGACAUUUGAAGGUUUGCAAACCUCUAGUGCUUGCCAAUCAAGAAGCGAUCGGCACCCACAACCGAGGCAAACAUCUAGUGCUGUCUGAAUGUCGGGAAAUUGUUCACGACAAAGUGCCUAAUGAGGUCAUUGUCCUGGAUUCUCAAUUCUCAGAGGACACAGUUUGUACGAUAUCUAGAAUAGAAGAGCAGUUGUUUGACAAGAUUAACUCAGCACCAGAGGAAGAGAUUCUAGUGCAAAUCGAUAAUGUGGCCUUACAGAAAAAUGUAAUGAAAAGCCUAGCAGAUCCCAAGUUGGAGGAUGGACCACAAAAGUACUUACAAGAUGAUGUGAGUGCAUUCAUUUGAAAGUUUGUUAUCUGUAAAAGUACAUAUCAAAACUAACUGAACUU
Panicum virgatum (switchgrass) is the source of this 2811-nucleotide messenger RNA. Its product is annotated as protein NLP3-like. Lineage: Eukaryota; Viridiplantae; Streptophyta; Magnoliopsida; Poales; Poaceae. The transcript is spliced from 5 exons. The coding region runs from base 396 to 2174 and encodes 592 amino acids. The record is from RefSeq and is a predicted model, not a curated record. Gene Ontology annotation, molecular function: DNA-binding transcription factor activity.